Molecule: messenger RNA, 1019 nt
Organism: Drosophila serrata
Lineage: Eukaryota; Metazoa; Arthropoda; Insecta; Diptera; Drosophilidae
Gene: RpL22-like
Product: Ribosomal protein L22-like
Biological process (GO): cytoplasmic translation
Cellular component (GO): ribosome
Molecular function (GO): RNA binding; structural constituent of ribosome
Source: RefSeq, a predicted model, not a curated record
UUCUGCUCAUUUCCGGUGCCUCAAGACGUGUGCUCUUCGAUUUCAUUGAAAAAAAAAAUGAAGCCGCAGACAACCAAAGCUGCAAACGCGCCCAAGGGCAAAGCCAAAGCCGCCGAAAAGCCAAAAACUGGCAAAGGUAAAGCUGCCACUACGGCAGCCACCAACGCUGCGCCACCGAUGAACUCCAAGAAGGUGGCCAAAGCACCGGCUGUGGCCUUGAAGAGCCUCGAGAAGAAGGUGGACGAGACCGAAGAUGUGACCAAGAAGACAGCAGGCAAAGGCAUCAAGAGGCAGGCAGGAUCCUCCACCAAUGUGGCAUCCAAGAAGGUACGAUCCAGUGCUCCUCCACCGGUAGCUGAGAAAACCACGCCUGGUAACAAGGUGGUGGUGGCUCCAAAAGCUGUUGUCGCUCCAACUCCUCACAAGAAGGUGCACUCGCUGUUGAAGAAAUCAUCACUGACCCUGGAAACCGUCAAGGAGGAAGUGGAGGAGGAGGUGGUGGUGGCCCCCAAAGUAGCCAAGACUGAAAAGUCAGCUGCUGCCAAAGCCCCCAAACUGAUGCCGAAGCCCACUCCAAAGAAGCCUAAGAAACUUCUGCUGCGCGGCAAGGGAGCUGGCUCCAAAAAGAAGGUCUGGCAACGUUUCAUCAUCGAUUGCGCUUGCCUGGUGGAGGAUUCACUGAUGGAUCUGUCCGACCUGGAGAAGUACAUGAAGAGUCACAUUAAGGUGAACCAACGGAUCAACAAUCUGGGCGAAUCGGUGAACUUUGAGCGCCCCAAGCAAACCACGCUGGUCAUCAACAGCAGCGUGCAUUUCUCGAAGCGCUACUUCAAGUAUCUGACCAAGCGAUAUCUCAAGAAGAACAGCCUCCGUGACUGGGUGCGGGUGGUGUCCACCUCUAAGGAUACCUUUACCAUGCGCUACUUCAAGAUCCAGGACGACGAGAAUGCUGACGAUGAUGUGAUUAAUAUGAAGGACUAAAGCCCAGGUUUUCCAAUAAAACAAGGUUUUCAAAUUCA